AUGCAGGAGGCAGGCUGCGAAGUGCACGACGCGGGCUCGCUGCCCUUCGACUGCAACGCGGCGCUCAACAACUUCUUCCGCGCUUGGUCACCUGAGAAGAAGCACUGGUGCUGCACCAAGCAGGGUAAGGGCUGCGAGGGCAAAACGCCGCCUGCCGUGGAUGCGUGCUACGGCAUGGUCUGGAAGGACGUGCAGGUGAACGGCUACUGGACCUGGGUGGCCGUGCAUGGCCACGGGCAUUUCAGCCUGCCCUACGACUGCCAUGCCGGCUUGGCCAACUGGCACACCGGCUGGUCCGUGGGCAAGAAGGGCUGGUGCUGCUCCCACCAGCACCUGGGUUGCGACGGCGGGGCUGGAGGUGGCCACGUGGUCGUCGUCCACCAGGGUGGCGGUGGCGGUGGCGGUGGCGGCGGCGCCUUCCACAACCACGCACACCCGCCCUCCGCAGCGGGUCACGGCAUGAUGUGGCACUGGAGCUCGGCCGGAGGCGGACACUGGGUGCAAGUCGGCAUGCACUCGCACCUGCCCUUUGACUGCUUGGCCGGCGUCUCCAACUGGCGCGCCGGGUGGUCUCAGCCCAAGAAGGUGUGGUGCUGCCAGCACUUCGGCAACUCCUGCGCCUGA
Molecule: messenger RNA, 624 nt
Organism: Symbiodinium pilosum
Lineage: Eukaryota; Dinophyceae; Suessiales; Symbiodiniaceae
Source: the annotation of a GenBank genome assembly